AUGGACUACGUUUUCAAUAUGCUCGAGCAGUACGCUUCCACACUUGAAGGCGAAGUGGAGGAUCGAACAAAGCAGUUAGUGGAGGAGCAAAAGAAAAGUGAUAUACUUCUAUACAGAAUGUUGCCCAGCUUAACUUUGGAACCCUGCGGUGCGGGUCCGCUCGGCCAAUCUGUUGAACCGGAGACAUUCGACAGCGUCACUGUGUUUUUCUCCGACGUAGUAUCGUUUACGAAACUUGCCGCCAAGUGUACUCCAUUGCAGGUAGUCAAUCUGCUCAAUGACCUCUACACAGUGUUUGAUGGAAUUAUCGAUGCGCACGACGUCUACAAGGCAAGUCUUAUUUUUCAAAAGAAAAUGCCAUCAUUUCCGUCCUCUGAAUAA
Molecule: messenger RNA, 381 nt
Organism: Ostertagia ostertagi
Lineage: Eukaryota; Metazoa; Nematoda; Chromadorea; Rhabditida; Trichostrongylidae
Source: the annotation of a GenBank genome assembly